Messenger RNA from Fonsecaea nubica, 1665 nucleotides. RefSeq lists its product as hypothetical. Gene Ontology annotation, molecular function: pyridoxal phosphate binding. Gene Ontology annotation, biological process: biosynthetic process. The record is from RefSeq and is a predicted model, not a curated record. Bases 1 to 1665 code for a protein of 554 amino acids. The transcript is spliced from 2 exons. NCBI's taxonomy places the organism in Eukaryota, Fungi, Ascomycota, Eurotiomycetes, Chaetothyriales, Herpotrichiellaceae.
AUGGACAACGCACCACGCUCUAUCCUUGAACGCCAGCAAUCGCGCAACGACUCCUCCCUCCAAGGUUCAUGUCCCUGGUGUCUUUUGUCCGGACCUAAUCUUGGCAUCAGUGAAGAACGUGUUGCCAGGGGAGACUUGCUGGUGCAUCGCGCUCUGUGUCUGGGCCGGGAUGGCGAUGGAAACACCUUGGGCAUCGAGGAAAAAUGCCUUCUCCCCGAUUGCAAGUCCAAAAUACGAGAUCCAAAUCCAACCUCGUUGGAAAUGCACUACCGGCGAAACCACCAGAUCAGGCUCAGAGAUUUCCCCGACGUGAAGUUGCUGUACAGGCGCUGUCGGCGUGGAGAUGAUCCGGAUUUUGACAUGAACGCCGACUGGGGCUACUUCCUGACCAAAAAGUCGCCGAUUCGAGGAUUCCUGAUCGACCUCUGGCAGGCAACCAUAAAUGGACUGGAUUUCAGGGCAAAACAUCUCCCAGAAGUACUGCGAGGCUACCGUCGCGAUUUCGUACGCGUCUUCAUUGCAACCCCGGUCUCGUUCCACGCUCAUGCUAGUGAUGCAAUUCCCGUCAUACCAUCCAUGGCUCUUGUUCUCGAGCAGACUCCGCCGGAUCGUCUAAAAAGGGGCUUGACAGACGCUCAAAGGAACAACUGUCUGAUAGCCACCUUCGAAUCACAGAUGGUGUCAUACCACGGGCCUAUGGCAAACGGAGGUCGAGGACUUCUGUGGAAUCAGAAGAACGUCCGCAUCGGCAAUCCCCAGAUAAUCGCUUUAGCCUACGCCACAGACAAGCGCCGCCUUUUGAAAGAAUUCAAGAACCUCGUCGCGACUGGCCACGUCGCAAUCAUACUGGAAAUGGUGAGCCAGAAUGAUGGGAGGGUCGUCACGGCACAGGAAUGGAAAAUGAUAUGCGAAUGCUGCGAGGAAGCAGGCAUAUAUCUUGUCGUGGACGAGGUCUUGACCGUCUGGCGCUGUGGCGCACCCUUUGCGCAUUUGUUACCACAGUAUAGUGAGUACAAGCCGUCAUUCGUGGUAUUUGGGAAGGCUCUCGGGGCAUGUGGUCUUGCUGUACACUGGGAUGGCGUCCACCUCAAUCGUCUCGGCUACGCAAAGCCUUGCUACGCAGACGACGCAGCCAACUUUAUCGACCUGUGGGAUCACAAGCCGUCCAGGGUGGUCAACCCCAACGACGCCCUUCGAUCGUGGGGCUAUAUCAUGCUUUCUGAAGAAGACAGAUGGUGCGCACGGGCGUUGCAGAUUGGAGAGAAUUUACGGAGGGCGGUGGCUGAGCGCCACCCAAACGUCCCCGUCGGGGGCUCUGGUGCUCUUAUCUACCUUCCAUCCGAAGUUGCUGGAGAGAUGGAUAUCGUGGGGGCGGCGGUCAAUGGCGACUUGAUCCGCUGGCUCCCUUACCUGGACGAGGGUUUGACCGAAUUCGAACAUGUCAUGGAGCUGUUCCAGGACUCAGGAGCAGCCAUGCGACAAGCGCUGGCUAGGUCAUAUCAAAAUGUCACCAUGAUUAGAUGCAUCUCUUGCAGUGACUACCUCCAUGAGGUCAUGUACGCGUGCAAGAAGUGCGGUGGAAAUCUUUGCGGUCUUUGUGUGGCUCGAGGCGCCAGCGAAAGACAUCAGGAGGAAAGGUGUCUCUCAGGGAACAGGGAAAGCUGA